Messenger RNA from Cooperia oncophora, 546 nucleotides. The record is from the annotation of a GenBank genome assembly. NCBI's taxonomy places the organism in Eukaryota, Metazoa, Nematoda, Chromadorea, Rhabditida, Trichostrongylidae.
AUGUUCGCCCGUGCCCUCCCUCGACUGUCCAAGCCGUGCUCGUCCCUUAAGUCAAUUCUGCUGAUUCCACAACGAAGCAAAGUUACUGUAGCGGGCCGUAUCCAACCCGUGGUAUAUGGUGUUAAAAAAGCGGUACCUGUCGAAAUCCAAAUAGCUGACUUUGCUAAAUAUAUUUGGGACGAUUCUGUUACUGAAGAUGAUCCACUGGUUGUACGGUUACGUGAGCAGGUCUUGGCCGGUUCACGAGCAGCUUUAGCAUCCUCGAUUACACUAGUGGAGUCCAGAAAUCCAAAAAAACGUGCACAAGGAAAUAUGCUUCUCCAUGGUAUACUAGCUGCGGAAAGGAAACGUUAUGAAGAAAAAGGGAAGGAUGCUAUGAUUUACCGCAUUGGAAUUUCUGGCAGUCCGGGAGUCGGCAAGUCUUCUUUCAUUGAGGCUUUGGGCAAAGAACUGAUCGAUGAACGUGGCUUGAAGAUUGCAGUACUAACAAUUGACCCUACCAGUGCAGUUACAGGAGGUAAUUGUGGUUUUGAUCAGAUGAACUGA